Messenger RNA from Papaver somniferum (opium poppy), 375 nucleotides. RefSeq lists its product as uncharacterized. Bases 1 to 375 code for a protein of 124 amino acids. The transcript has a single exon. The record is from RefSeq and is a predicted model, not a curated record. NCBI's taxonomy places the organism in Eukaryota, Viridiplantae, Streptophyta, Magnoliopsida, Ranunculales, Papaveraceae.
AUGGUCAAAUCCUGCACUAACGACGAGAUUCAAAGUGAUUGGGAAUCAUGGGUGGAGAAUCCUGUUAUGCCUUCAAGUCUUGACCUGUUAUCAAGUACUAAUGUGGUGGUAGGGGGAUCUCCGAAGUUCAAUAUCCACAGCAUUGAUUUCGGCUGGGGUGCACCAUUAGUUAGUCGAUACGGGAGCAACUACAGGUCUGAAGGGUUGAUUAUGGCCGACGCUGGUCCAGUCAAUGGAGUUAUAACCAUCGGCAUUUGCCUGCCUUUGGAGAUAUUAAGGGCCUUAGAGAACGAUGUGGAGUUCAUGGAGACUGUUUGCACAGUCUUACCACCAGAGUAUUCCACCACCAAGAUCAAUCCUUUGUCUAAGUUAUAG